AUGUCUGACGAUGGUCGUGACGAAUCUGCAUCUCCGACAUCAGAAGUGGGAUCAAAACGAGUAAAAGAGAAAUCAAGUGGCAAGCCUGGCCAUAAGCAAAUCGAUUGUCGCCUCAAGGGAAAGAAGCAUUCUACACCGACGACUACUCAUAUUCGUCCGAGUCAACAGUCGACCCAGAAGGAAGCCCUCAUCUGUUUCAAGUGCGGACAGCCUGGCCACAUCGCUUCGCGCUGUGGUAGCGUCGCCCCUGUUGCCACCACCUCAUCAACGGCCGUACCUAGAGCUGAGCGUCGAGUCGACCUAUGUACGGUUGAGCCCCCAUCAGGUGCGCUGAGACAUAACGAAGAAAUUAGGCAGGUGCAUCAGAAUCGUGUUGAUUUAACGGAAGUAUCUGGUAACUGGCUUCUGGCUGAGCAACAGCGAGACCAAGACAUACAGAAAGUCAUAACUCAAUUAAAUAAUUGCGAGCUUAAGGAUGACAUCGCACAUACAUAUGAGAUUAUGUCAAACAAGAAGAAUAAUCACGGUCAGAUCAGUAUGGCUGCCAGCGCUAUCGCCAUGCGUGGUGUGAGGAUCUUCCUUAGCGCGAGCAAGUCAGCGGCCAACCGAAAAACACCACAGCGAACCAGGACAAAGGAAGUGUUACCCGGACAUAAGAUACAACCGGGAUUGUCUGAAACGCUACUGAGAGCUACAAAGUUUGAUAAGAAUGAGCUGGAAGCGUUGUUCACGAUGUAUAAGAAACUGGUGACAACUGCCCAGAACGCUGCACCCGCAAGCGUGAUUGGACAACCUGUCGCUAAAAUUGACGGAAUAGACUUGAAUACGUUCCGAGAUGUGAUGCAUAAUACUUUCGACUUGGUGACAGAAGACGUGAUCAUGGACCGUGUGUGGUUGACCUGGGAGAGAGGGGCCAAUGGAGGGGAGGGGGCCCUCAAGUUUGAGGCCUGGGCGAGGGGCCUUAGCGUCUUAUUAAGGGGCUCCGAUGAAGAAAGACGCCAACACUGUUUCUCUGUAUAUGACUUGAACGGAGACGGUUUUAUAACUAAAGAUGAAAUGUUCAUACUAUUGAAAAACUCUCUUCUGAAGCAACCAGGAGACGAAGAUCCCGACGAAGGUGUGAGGGAGUUAGUGGAGCUGGUCCUCAGGAAGAUGGACGGGGAUCACGACGGGAAACUAUCACUACAGGAUUAUAGACAAGCCGUGAAGCAAGAACCGCUUUUGUUAGAAGCAUUUGGACAAUGUCUACCUUCAAAACGACAUGCAGCUGCCUUCCUAAAGAAUUUAAACACUAAAUAA
Molecule: messenger RNA, 1299 nt
Organism: Danaus chrysippus (African queen)
Lineage: Eukaryota; Metazoa; Arthropoda; Insecta; Lepidoptera; Nymphalidae
Source: the annotation of a GenBank genome assembly